UCAAGCUUCUCAAUCCGUGUCGCACUUGUCCUAAUCCUCCUAGCGCUUUGUCCGUGCAGCAGUCACAAUUGAUUGUGCGCAAUGUUUCACUCAAACCACAGUGCCAAUGACCUCAUCUCCUCCAGUGAGCAACCAAUUCUUCAGCAUCCCAUCUUCCAUGACGUUAGCUUUGAUUUCAAACAAGAAGACCCUCCUUUCUCUCUCUCCAACUUCCCCUCUCCCUCCAUCUUCUACGGCGAUGAUAGCGAGGGUGGUGCUUUUCUUCAAGUUCACAACAAUCUCUUGUCAGAAGGGCAGCAACCAUUGAACACUCCUCACCAAAUGACCGAUCCAGUGACCUUUUUCUCCGGCGGUUGCAUCGGAUACAGCGCCGGAAUGAACCCCGAAGAGAGUGGUGAGCGGGUUGUUCCGGCAGAGCGGUUCUCGAAGAAGGAUCGGCACAGCAAGAUCAACACCGCUCAAGGCAUGAGAGACCGGAGGAUGAGGUUGUCCGUUGAAGUCGCUCGCGAGUUCUUCAGUCUUCAGGACAUGCUCGGGGUCGACAAAGCUAGCAAAACUAUCAAGUGGUUGCUGGUGAAGUCGACGCCCGCCAUUAAAGAAUUAGCUACGGGCCUUCAGAAGACGAACGACGGCGAAAGCAUCCCUAUUGUGGGUGCUCCUUGCACAUCAGAGCGCGAAGUGACGCCUCAAAUAGGCAAAAUCGCUAAGGGUCGUCAGCAACAGACGAUUGGAAAAAAGAGGAAGGUCAAACAAUCGCGAAAGACUGUGUUUUGCCCUACGGUGAGAGAGUCAAGGGCAAAGGCGAGGGAAAGAGCAAAGCAAAGAACAAGGGCGAAGACGAUCCUUCAAAAACUCAAUAGAGGGGAUCGACCUUGGGACGAAUUGACCGAGAGCGAUCUGAACGGCCGACUACUAUCCAAUUGUUCCAUUGGAACUAGUGAUGACUCUGGAAAUCGAGGAAGCGGCGUCGAAGUUACUAACAUCGAUGUGCAAGUUCAAUUUGAAGGAGAAAGUUCUUAUGAUCAGAAGACAAUGGCUGAUGAUUCAUCUGAAAUUCACAACUUCAACCAUGCACAAAGCGCCCAAGUAGAGCAUCAGUUCACUGAAUCUGAAUUGUUUUGCAUGCCAUGGGAAGGCUACUCUGACCAAUAUAUGCGCUAAGUUGGACAAUUUCUAAGCACUUCUCUCCAUGUCAAGAAGGGGAAUUUUUUUCCGGAAUCAGCCCCUACACCAACCAGAAUAUUGCAUCCGUUUCUGUCUGGAUUUACUUGGAUUGUUGCUGCAACUGUAAAAAGACCUAAGUCGCGUUAUUUUUGUGGUAAAUUCUCUUUCUAUUUGUGGAUAUGGUGAUGUUUUAGAAGGGAUAAUGGGAAGAAUUUAGGUUACCAUGCUUCUGCUAAGCUGCUCCAAGAGAACUUAAUAUCUGUGCUAUAUCCAAGUUUGUGGACCUUGAUGCUUGUUUUCCUUUUUGUGUCAUCCUAGUAGACAUCUCAACAUGCAUCAUCUGAAUUAUAGGAAGGCAUUAACUACAAUCCUGUUUGAUGACUCAAUUGACCGUCGAAAAUCACAACUUUGAGCACCGAAGAAGAUUGAGCAAUUUGAC
Rhodamnia argentea is the source of this 1603-nucleotide messenger RNA. RefSeq names its product transcription factor TCP1-like. The record is from RefSeq and is a predicted model, not a curated record. Lineage: Eukaryota; Viridiplantae; Streptophyta; Magnoliopsida; Myrtales; Myrtaceae. Gene Ontology annotation, cellular component: nucleus. Gene Ontology annotation, biological process: regulation of secondary shoot formation. Gene Ontology annotation, molecular function: sequence-specific DNA binding; DNA-binding transcription factor activity. The transcript is spliced from 2 exons. Bases 82 to 1161 code for a protein of 359 amino acids.